GAGAGACGAAACGACGCCACUUCCGGUUCUCAGAGGAAGUUUUCAUUUAGAAAUAAUUUGUAAAUUAUCUUGUGCUCCUGAAUUAUAUUAUUACCCAUAUUUUACAGAUAGUACUGCGGGUUUCGGGCUUGUUUUUUCAUGGUUUUUAAUGCUCGGGGGCGCUGAGGGAGCGGAGCGGGGCUGUGUGUGAGCAGCUGAGCUGAACGCUUUCAGUUUCAGCUGAGAUGUGAAGCGGCUGCGGGAGAGAGAUCACUCCGCGCUGAGUUUAAGCAGUGAUCCUGUGUUGUGCCAUGUCUCAUGAUAAAACGCGUUCCUCGGGUGGAGUAGUACUGGACCGCAGGAGAGCACUGACCAUCACAGCCGUGGGAAAACUGGACAGCUGUCGGAGUGGGGAUCCCUUUAAAAUCCCUAAACGGAGAGUCUCUGGUGAAGAUGAGUUUACAGAAGCAGAUGUGUCCAAAUACGCCAAAAAAUGUGCAAAGGUCCACUGGUCACAGCUGGCUUCCAAUGGGGUGUCCUCAAAGCCAGUUUAUCGUAAUGGGAGCCAAACAUCUGAUCAUAAUAAGAAGGACCUGGAUCAGUCAGAUAUGAAAAGGCGGCAGGUGAAGGUGGUUUUAACAGAUGUCCUCCAGACAGAAGAGGGCCGGAGGUACUUGAGUAGCUGUGGUCGUGAUUUUAGAAAGAAGUGCCAAUCAGAGCCUAAAGGAGACGCUAAGGAGGGGCGGAGAGACAGAAAAGCCCCAGCUGAGCUGAGAGAGAGGACGAGAGGUAGUCCACGAAAAAACACGUCCUCCUCCAAAUGGACUGAAUCACCGUCUACAGAACAGAGAGAAACCAGGUCUCCACUUUCCAAGAGACCCAGAAAAUCCAGCAGUUCACUGAAACCAACAGAGCCCACCAGCUCAAAUAAAAAAGAACCAUGUCCUCCUGAGAAAACUGUCUCUUCACAGGUUGAUCAUGUUCAAACUGCAGUGCCAAAACAGAUCAAAUCAAAAUCGCCAGACACUGACAAUGAUGAGUUACGCCCAGAUAAGAAAAGUGACUCUGCAAAGUCUCCAAGUGCCAGUCCGCUUCAUUUUGAAAGAACCAGCCUUUCUAAAGAAGAGCAGAUUAACGUGGAGCGAGUUUCUGAGGUGGAGGUCACUCCAAGACGCACUCCUUCACGAGCAAGACUGCAGAACAGAUCAGAGCAGCUGAGAAAUGACUUCAAUUCCAAUCAGCAAAACACCAGCGAGACAGAGAAGACCGAGAGUGCAGAAGAAAUCAGAGAAGAAGUAAAAGAGAAUAAUCAGGAGGAAGAAAAUUCAGCAGAUGUGCAGCAGAAUGGAGAAGUGAUGGAGGAAGGGGGCGGGUCCAGAGAGAGUGUCCUACGCCUAUCUCUCGGGGUAGUUGGAGAGCAGACGGAAAUGGGUUUGGCUGCUGGAGAGGUAACGCCCAGUCGCUGCGGGAGCCAGAAUGCAGAUCUUAAACUCAGGAAGGGGCUUCAGCUACAAACACCUGAACCAAUUGUUCUUUCCAGUGAGGAGGAGGAUGAAGAGGAAGGGAUGAAGGGUAAAAGCACAUCACGCCUUCGAACACUAGAGGGAGCUAAGACUCCACAGACACCGAAGUUACUUCCACUGACUGUGGAGAGAAAAAAGACUCCAGACCGAUUCAUCCGUACCCCAGAGAGGCACAACCAGGUUUCCAGCUUUGCUGACUGCGGUUUGACUGGUUCUACAGCAACGGAGCUCCAGAUCUCUGCUCUCUACAUGGGUGGACUCAGUGCCCUGUCCAAUGGGCUUGUGAAGAUCACAUCUGACUUUAUCACCAUUUCAUUGAAAGAUCCUUCAGGUAAAGAGGUGAAAGCUACCUUGGCUACAGUACAUUUACGCAAAUACAGUGUUUGGCACGGGGCUAUGGUCGAGGGCACCGAAUUGGUUAAGGAGGAUGAAACUCCGCCCCCCUCUCUUCUUCUCCUGUGGGUGUCUGAAACUCAGGCACAGCGCCUGUCCAGUGAAUUUUCUGCAUUUCAGCCUGGGACAAGUCUUGGUGUAACGGCCGAUGGAAGCGUGUGUGUGUUGCUGUGUAUGUCUGAGGCCUUGAAUGGAAUAGAGGGCGCCCUGCUCGCCUCUAUAAUGGACAUAGUGGGCCUCAGACACGGAAGCACUGCUCUACUUUCCUCACUUUCUCAAGCCGAGAGCAUGAAGCUCCUACAGUGUGGACGAGACACACACAUGCUACGGCUGUUAAGCCCCAGAAUAGAAACCAGCAGCUCCUCAAAUGAGUCCGUACCUGCACCAGUAGAGGCUGGCACGACUACAGCUCCUGUUACUACCCAGGAAACAGAAGUUCAGACCACAUCGGUCUACACAUUGUGUCACAACAGAGCUCAGGGCUCCUACAGUGUUUCUAUGGUGGCCAAACCUGGACCAGAGUGGGCUCCUUACAAGCACCGCGGUCCAACACGCAGGUUGAUCCAGUUUCCUCCUCCGCCGUGUAAAAGAGCCAUUACAGUAACUACUGAGGACCUGGAGUGCCUGGACAGUGGGGAGUUUCUCAAUGACGUCAUUAUUGACUUUUACCUCAAGUAUCUGUUGGUCCAGAAAGCCCCUCAGGCCUCAGUGAAGAGAUCUCAUGUGUUCAGCAGUUUCUUUUACAAGCAGCUAACCCGGCGCGACAAUGCUAAUGAAGACAGUUCCAGCACACCAGCUCAACUCAGAAGACACCAGCGUGUGAGGACAUGGACACGUCAUGUGGACAUCUUUGAGAAAGACUUCCUGUUUGUGCCUGUCAAUCAAGAAGCUCACUGGUAUCUGGUCGUUGUGUGUUUCCCUGGGAUGGAUGAGCCACAGUGGUUAAAGAGAGAAGGACAGGACUCUGCGGAGGACACUACUGAGAACUCGAGUGACUCCACUGCUGGAACCGAGACUCAGGAGGGAAGCAAAAACAACAGUGAGGGAGAGAAAAGUUCAGAUGAAAACAGUUCAAAGCCCGUUUCCAUUUCUGGUCCACCAAACUGCACUGAGAGGACAUGUACACGCAAGACUGUCUGUAAGAGACCCUGCAUUCUGAUCAUGGACUCUCUGAAGCUGUCUGUUCAUGAGCGCAUCUUUAAGCUCCUGCGCGAGUAUUUGCAGGUAGAGUGGGAAACAAAACGAGGUGGACAUCGAGACUUUAGUGCAGAGAAGAUGGUGGGCUCACACUGCCGGGUCCCCCUUCAGGACAACAGUAGUGACUGUGGCCUGUAUUUAUUGCAGUAUGCAGAGAGUUUUUUACAGGAUCCUGUGGUAAACUUUGAGCUUCCUCUGAGGUUAGAGUGCUGGUUUCCCAGGCAGCAGGUCCGGGAGAAACGGGAGGAGAUCCGGGAUCUUGUUCUGCGCCUCUACCGAUCCCAGCAAGGCUCACUGGGAAAGGAGGAUCCUGAGGACAACAUUGAAAUAGGAAAUGUAGUUCAGUAGCAUCACGUGUUCAGGAGCCUAUUAUUAUUUUAGCAUUCUUUUAUUUAUCACUUUUAUUCAGCUUGGUCUCUUGUCUUAGGCCUUUUAUAUGUUUUUUUAUGCUUUUAUACACAUUACAAAAACAUAUGUUUAGAAUGUAAUAAAUUUUUGAUGGCUUAAGUGAAGAAA
This is a messenger RNA of Astyanax mexicanus (Mexican tetra), 3608 nucleotides long. RefSeq names its product SUMO specific peptidase 7 (gene senp7). Gene Ontology annotation, biological process: protein desumoylation. Bases 291 to 3440 code for a protein of 1049 amino acids. Gene Ontology annotation, molecular function: SUMO-specific endopeptidase activity. The transcript has 21 exons. The record is from RefSeq and is a predicted model, not a curated record. Gene Ontology annotation, cellular component: cytoplasm; nucleus. Lineage: Eukaryota; Metazoa; Chordata; Actinopteri; Characiformes; Acestrorhamphidae.